This is a messenger RNA of Carcharodon carcharias (great white shark), 5563 nucleotides long. It is a transcript of the gene ppfibp1b, whose product is annotated as PPFIA binding protein 1b. Gene Ontology annotation, biological process: neuromuscular junction development. Gene Ontology annotation, molecular function: protein binding. The transcript is spliced from 30 exons. Lineage: Eukaryota; Metazoa; Chordata; Chondrichthyes; Lamniformes; Lamnidae. The record is from RefSeq and is a predicted model, not a curated record. Gene Ontology annotation, cellular component: presynaptic active zone. The coding region runs from base 300 to 3302 and encodes 1000 amino acids.
GUUGUGGCGGCGGCGGCGGCGCCCGGUGCCCUCUCUCUCUCUCUCUCUCAUUCCAACCUUCGCGGGCCCCUCCAUCGAGCGCUGGUGCCGUCGCCGCCCUCCUUCCGAGAGCGGGUCUCUGGCUGUGGCAGGUUCUGCUCUACGAUAUUCCUGAGCAUAAAGAUACGCUCGCAGAAUGAUCUGUGACCCUGGAAACCUGGCUGUUCUUCACGAAGGAUACUGUCAUCUUCUUUCAGUCCGCUGAAGAACACUGUGCUGAAGACCUUGACAGGUGUUACAUUGACUGACUGAUUUACAAGAUGACUGAUGCCAGUGAGAUGUUGGCUGCUGCCUUGGAACAAAUGGAUGGUAUCAUAGCAGGUUCGAAGACCUUAGACUACACAAAUGGCCUGUUUGACUGCCAGUCACCAAAUUCCCCGUAUAUUGGUGGGCUGCGCGUAUUACACCUAGUAGAAGAUCUUCGUGGACUGUUGGAGUUGAUGGAAAGUGAGGAGAAGGAUGGACUGCGGUGUCAGAUACCAGAUUCUACUGCAGAACUUCUGGGUGAAUGGUUACAGAGCCACCUGACAAAUGGCCAUCUCUCGGUCACCGGUGAUCCGUACCAGGAUAGACUGGCACGAUUAGAAGGAGAUAAAGAAUCUUUGGUUUUGCAAGUGAGUGUUCUAACUGACCAAGUGGAAGCCCAAGGGGAAAAGAUUCGCGACCUAGAGUGUUGUCUGGAUGAGCACCGAGAGAAGCUGAAUGGCACAGAAGAGAUGUUACAGCAGGAGCUCUUAAGCAGAACAUCACUGGAGACUCAGAAAUUGGACCUUAUGGCUGAGGUGUCAAAUCUGAAGCUAAAGCUGAAUACAAUGGAAAAGGACAGGUUGGAAUAUGAGGAGCGAUAUAAAGAUACUGAGGGGUUAUUUCAAGAGGUUAAUGAUCUAAGAGUGAAGGUAGUUGAGAUGGAAAAUGAAAAACUUCAGUUUGAAAAGAAGCUGAAAUCAACCAAGGAUGAGCUGGUGCAGCUGAAGGAACAAUUGGAGCAGAAAGACACGGAGGUCAAGAGGCUGUGCUCAGAAAUGAGUUACAAAACUGAAAUAGACGAAAGUGACAGUGGGGCAGAGGAAAGUUAUAAAAAGAAGCUGAAGGAGAAAAAUCUUGAAGUGCAUAAAAUGAAAAAAGCAGUCGAGUCACUCAUGGCAGCAAAUGAGGAGAAAGAUCGAAAAAUAGAAGAGUUGCGGCAGUCCUUGAAUAGGUACAAGAAAGUGCAGGACAUGGUGAUGUCAGUGGCUCAUAAGAAAGUAAAAGAAGGUGACAGUGACGAAAGCCUGAAUGGGGGAUCUGCUGGAGUUAAUGCCAGUGAAACAUUAGAAAUGGAGCUGGCUUCUACUUCACCAACCCCAGCAGCAGAGGGAGUGCCAGAAGCAGAGCCAGUUGAAAUCCACACAAGCAUCCUUCAUGUGCCAAUUCCAGUGGUUUCAUCUACUCCCAAGAGUCACGCUCAACAGGUAGAUAAGAAGAUGGACGCUGAAGUUGAAACAACAUCUGACAUUGGUGAAAUACAACCAGGUGAUAUCUCUUCCUUAGUUGAAGAAACUGUCAUAUGUGACAGUCCUAUAUUGUCAGAUGUACACAAGUUUGGUAGUCAGGAGAAUCUGAGAAUGGAGGAAGAGCACAAGAAAUUAUCCAUGGAACCUGCUCAACAGAGUCCUUUGGAGAAUAAAGCAUGUAUGGAGAUCAGUAAGUUCACAUCUCUGCCACCAAAGUCACCAACUGGGCAUCAGAAUUCACCGGAUGAUGAAAGUGCAGCCUCUAAAAAGGCCAGAGCUUCUUUUGGCCGUGGAUUCUUCAAGAUAAAAGGUGGCAAACGAACAGCUAGUGCACCUAACCUGGAUCGCAGUCGAAGUGCAAGUGCACCGAUGCUAGCUGAGACAGAGAGAGAAUCAGAGCAUGUGGAUGCUGCUGGUCUCCCACUGCGUGCAGUAGAGGCUGAUGGUUGUCAGCUGUUUCCAACCUCUCCUGAUUUGAAAAAGAAAUCCAAAGGAAUCAAAAAAUUAUUUGGAAAGCUUAAAAGAAGUCAAUCAACCACAUUUAAUCCUGAUGAUAUGACUGACACAGACUUCAAGAGAGGUGGAACCAGAAGUACGUCAGGCCCUAGGCUCGGCUGGUCCCGGGAUCUACAACAUGCUAAAACUGAUCUGGAUGCUCCAUUUGCAAAGUGGAGCAGAGAGCAGGUGUGUAACUGGCUGCAUGAUCAAGGACUGGGUAUUUAUGUGGGGGGUUCCAAAUCCUGGAUCACUUCAGGCCAGACUUUGCUGCAUGCAUCUCAGCAGGACCUGGAGAGGGAACUCGGGAUCAAACAUCCUCUGCACAGAAAAAAGUUGCAGCUAGCUCUGCAGGCAUUCGGCUCUGAAGAGGAAGAUAACAAAGGAAAGCUGGAUUACAAUUGGGUCACAAGAUGGCUGGAUGAUAUUGGAUUACCCCAGUACAAGACUCAGUUUGAUGAAGGAAGAGUUGAUGGUCGAAUGCUCCACUAUAUGACCGUGGAUGACCUAUUGUCGCUGAAAGUUGGAAGUGUUCUGCAUCACCUCAGCAUCAAGAGGGCAAUUCAAGUUCUCAGAAUAAAUAAUUUUGAAGCAAAUUGUCUUCGUAGAAGGCCAUCUGAUGAGAGUAACAUCACCCCUGCUGAAGUCUCCCAGUGGACAAAUCAUCGAGUGAUGGAAUGGCUACGAUCAGCAGAUUUGGCAGAAUAUGCACCCAAUUUACGUGGUAGUGGCGUGCAUGGUGGAUUAAUGGUGCUGGAACCUCGUUUUAAUGUGGAAACACUAGCGAUGCUGCUGAACAUACCUCCCAACAAGACACUACUUAGACGACACUUAGCUACUCACUUUAAUUUGCUGGUUGGUCCUGAUGCUCAACAGCAGAAGCGAGAGACUGUGGAAUCCCCAGACUAUUCUCUCCUAACAGCCACUGCCAAAGUAAAGCCAAGAAAGCUGGCUUUCAGUAAUUUUGGAAGCUUGAGGAAGCGGAAACAGGAUGAAGAAGAAUACAUAUGUCCAAUGGAACUGGGGCUCCCGGCAGGAACUGGCUUCAGACAAGGAAAUAAACAGGGACGAGGGAUAGAACUGAGAGUAUAUAACGAGGAAGACCUGGACAGGAUAGAACAGAUGGAUGACUCUGAAGGAACAGUGAGGCAAAUUGGAGCAUUCUCUGAGGGAAUCAAUAACCUAACACACAUGCUGAAAGAGGAUGAGCUGUUUAAAGAUUUGAGUGCUGGCUCUCCUUGCACCAGCAUGACUGACGAGGAUUCAAACGUGUGAUUGUGAAGCGAGACCCGACGCCUUGAAUAUGGAGAUGGCUUUUUAAAAAUUUUCUCAGACCAACACUACACACUGAAAUUCCUGCACUAAAUCAACUUGUAUUAUGUUAACAUAUAGUGAAAGCAAAUGCACAACACCACCAAUCAUUCAAAUAUUUAUUCUGUUUUGGAAAGAUCUGGUAUCUAUACUUUUCCAAUCAACAUAUUAGAAUAAUUUGACAUUAGAGAAGUAAAUUUCUCUCAUUUCGAAUUUAAAUGAAUUUUAUUUCAUCAGACCAUAGAUGUCAGUAAUUUAUCUUUUUGUAGAUUCAUUGUACAAUGGUUCAGAAUGGUAUCAAAAACGAGCUCUUUGAUUUUUUUCUUCAAGACAUUGGGGAACAUUUAUUGAGAGACGUAUGAAGAGAUUAAAGUGCCAGCAUUCUCCAGUGCCCUGAUGACUGAAAUCACUCCUGCAGUGUGGUCUGUCUGCCAAAUCCAAAAAAUUGUGUUCAGAAGCCAAAAAAAGGUCUUUCAUUAGUUACGAGAAUUAAGCAAUAUUUCUGGAAUGCCUUAAAUAACCAAAAAUACUGCCAUUUUACAUUAACUUUGCCUUGUCCUGCCACGACAUGAAUUUUGUAUGUUUUUGUAAUUUUUUCUAAAAGGCAGGUAAAAGAGGUAUUUUGUAAUGAGCAACUUUUAAUGGGAUUACUGACGAGUGCAAUGAUUUAUAUCGCUGUAGGGAUUGCAUACCAGCUGGUUACUGGCCUAGAAUCCAUGUAGAAUUUAUCAAGUGUUUCUCAAAAUGGUGUGAGGAUUUUGAAGUACUGUAAUUCCUGUUUUGUAACCUGAACUGCAACUAUAACUUGGAAGUCUUAACAGAAGUUGUGACUGUUGGGAUGGAACCAUGUUCAUUUUAAGUGUCGGGACAUUUUAAAUGGUACACAUCACAUUGUAGGAACUAUUUCCAUUUUUAACUGGAAUAGUAACUGAAGAGGUCAUGUUACUGAUUAGUGUGGACACUCUUUUUAAUUGAUUUAUGCAAUUUUGAUGGCUCACAUUUUGCUACCUAAUGUGUACAUCAAUAUCUCACUAUUUACUGAGAAGGUUGAGCUGUGUGGCAAUUAUGUAAUAAUGAGAACAUUACAGAAUCAUGGAAUUGUUACAACACAGGAGGCCACUCAAGUGUAAUAUUGAGUAUUGGCAUUCGAACUGUCAGAAUGGACUGAAAUUCUCGCUCAUCUAUUUCUGUAAAUCAGUGCUGUAGAUCAUUUAGUUCUGCAUUUGGAAAUGAAAUCAACGAAAGCAUGGAAUUCUGAGCAGAGCCCUUUAAGGUAUCAUGGACAUUGACAGUGAGCCUUUUCUACCCAGCAAUUUGUAAUCAUCCUGUAUUGCAUAGUGCAUUAAUUGUAAUACACUUAAUUCUUUUACAAAUAUCUAUUUUAGCCAAAAACUAUUCAUAUGAUUUUAAAAAUGAAAUGUGCUCCUUAUUUAAACACUUGUCAAGGGGAAAAGAAACCUAAUCUUUAAAAGUUACAUGCAGCUUCCUGGACACUAAAUGUAUUUUUGUACGUUUUUUUUAAAAAAGCAAAUUGUGUUGGUGUCAUUGGGAAGAAAAUUUUAAUUUUGAGGGUAAUGUACUGGCAGGUCAGGGAGCCUGAAGCCAGGUGUCUUUAGAAUGUCAUCAGAAUCACUGGUAGCUGAGUUAUAUGUCUGAAUCUGGAAACUCUCACCCCACAUCCAACCUGGGUGUUCCAUGUGCUUUGUAUUAGUUUAUUUAUUUCACAUUGUUAAUGCCAUUAUUCUGCCAUAUAUUUUAAUGUUGAGGGUUUUUUGUGCAAUGUUUGUGGCAUAUUUGUCUGUUUUUAGUACAUUAGUGAUUUCAUUAAUUUCCCUUGGGAUGUUGCCUUUUCACAAGAGAUUGUGGGCUUCAAAAUGAGAAAAAUUGGGAAUCUUGCACCAGCCUCCAAGAUAAAUUCAUUUUAAUAGCUUUGAAAUGUUUCUCCACUCCUGCCUUCAAAAAGAUCUCUGACCUGUUUUCUCCUCAUUAUUCUGUGAAGUUAUUGCAAAAAUAACCAUAGAACAGGUAGUGUGUGCGCCAUGGAUAUCUGCUGCCCCUUUGGAAGUAAAUUUUAUCUCCUUUGGAAGUUUAGGAACAGUUAGUGGUUGAACCUCAAAGCAAUAUAUCAUGUAGCAAUCAUUAUACUGAUUACAGAAUUGUUUAUAUAGCCAUUACCCUCAACUGUGUGUGUGUGUCAAUGUAAAAAUAAAAUAUUGCUUAAUGUG